Molecule: messenger RNA, 1036 nt
Organism: Oreochromis aureus
Lineage: Eukaryota; Metazoa; Chordata; Actinopteri; Cichliformes; Cichlidae
Gene: smn1
Product: survival of motor neuron 1, telomeric
Exons: 8
Coding region: 94-942 (282 amino acids)
Biological process (GO): mRNA processing
Cellular component (GO): nucleus; cytoplasm
Molecular function (GO): RNA binding
Source: RefSeq, a predicted model, not a curated record
ACGUCGCAAUGUUGUACGUCACAAUUUCCGACGCACGCUGCUAGUUAGAUGUUUAGGAGUUAGCGGCUAGCACUGGAUAUAGCAAUUGUUCACAUGGCGAACGGAUGCGAAGAAGUGCUUUUUACGCGCGGAACUGGACAGAGUGAUGAUUCAGACAUCUGGGAUGACACCGCACUGAUAAAGGCUUAUGACAAGGCAGUUGCAUCUUUCAAGACUGCCCUUAAGGGUGAAGAUGAGCCACAAGUCUCAAAGAAAAACCAACCAGGAAAGAAACGCAAGAACAACAAGAAGAACCAGAGUAGGAAAAGAAACAAUGCACCACCAGAAAAAGAGUGGCAGGUUGGGGACUCAUGCAGUGCUUACUGGUCCGAGGAUGGCCAGCUCUAUGCAGCCACGAUUGCCUCCAUAGACAAGAAGAGAGGCACUUGUAUAGUUGUUUAUACAGGCUAUGGCAACGAGGAGGAGCAGAAUCUUGAAGACCUGCUGUCAGAGUUUUCGGAGGGUGAUGAGGAAUCAAAUACCAAGGUGCAUGAAGUAGAAUCUUCAACAGAGGAGAGUGACAGGUCAGCUACUCCAAACCAGCACAAACAGUCACCUAAUAAGGGCCACAAGUCCAAGACCCACAAAGAAUCACCUCCUAUGUGGGCUCCUGGUUUUCCUGGAUUUCCUCCAGUACCACCUCCCAUGCGUGCUUUCAGACAGGGGAGCAGCAAGCGAUCUGGUAGUCACGGGCCUGUACCUCCUCCAUGGCCUCCCAUGAUGCCUUUUGGUCCACCGAUGGUUCCUCCACCUCCACCGAUGAGCCCUGACAUGGUGGAUGAUGAAGCCUUGGGCAGCAUGCUCAUCUCCUGGUAUAUGAGUGGAUAUCACACAGGAUACUAUCUGGGGCUGAAACAAGGGCGCAAAGAAGCUUCCAACUGGACAAAACAGCAUCACAAAUGAAGCCCUGCUUGUUAUGUCUGUUUGUUCAUAUGAAGUGAUGGAAGAAAGUUUUGUAUUCUUUGUAAAUAGAUGAAAUAAAGACUAUGAGAACACA